AUGGACAAGAAGAUAAAAUCUGCUCAGCACAAAAAACUUGUCGCAGUGGAAAACAUUAAGGCGCUGGAGCGCUUUAAGCAGAACUUCAAACCCGAAAAUGUAGGUGAAAUCCCGGAGGUUAUGGAGGGUUUGGAGCAACACAGACAGGACUUUUUUGCCGCGGUGGCAAAGCUGGAAGAGUAUGACGACACCAGUGAUGCGAUUCAAGCCUGUAUUACUGACAGGAUCGAUAUGGAAGAGCGCUGCCGGCGGCUAAAAUCGUUCCUUAGAGAAAACCAGCGGAAGGAAGCCAAUUCGCUCAACGACUCCUUAUUGGCAAACUCAACCCUAGCGUUUGGACGGCCAAACACAUCAAACAUACGUUUUCCCAAAAUCGAAUUACCAACGUUCGACGGUGAUUCGACAAAGUGGUUGUCAUUCCGCGAUCGCUUUGUCGCGAUGAUUGACGCAAGUGCCGAGCUGCCGCCAAUUGCAAAACUGCAGUACUUACUUUCGUCCCUGAAAGGUGACGCUGCGGUUCCCUUCGAACAUGUUACUCUGACCACGGAAAAAUAUUCUGUUACCUGGGCUGCGCUGCUUAAGCGAUACGACAACUCACGGAUGCUCAUUCGCGAGUACUGGCGACGGCUACAUUUCCUACCUGCGAUUGCAACAGAAAGUGUCGAUGGCUUGACGUCGUUGGUAGAUGAAUUCGUGCGAUAUGUGAAUGGGUUGCAGAAGCUGCAUGAACCUGUCGACUCAUGGGACACGCCUUUGUCCAACAUGUUGCUGAUGAAGCUGGACAAUGAGACCAUUCUGGCGUGGGAAAGGCAUUCUGUGCAUAAGAAAAAGGAUAAGUACAGCGAGUUGAUCGAAUUCCUGCAAGACCGAAUCCAAAUCCUAAAAUCGAGCCAGAGAAUCUCGUGCGAUCGGAUUGUGGUUCCGAUCAAGGUGGCCGGGGCAUAUCGGCCCACCGCACCACGGCGGUCGGUAACCAACGCUGCUUCUGUGCAAAGGAAUACUCCCGUUUCAUCGACCAUUCAACAAGUGAGCUGUCCAUUGCAGUGUGCAGAUCAUCACCUGGUUCGAAAUUGCCCGGUAUUUUUAGCCAAAAAUACUCAGGAGCGGCGGGAAAUCGCACGGUCAAAGGGAUUGUGCUGGAAUUGUCUCAGUUGUUCCCAUCAAGUGAGAUCGUGCAAAUCCGAGUAUUCUUGCCGUUCGUGCAAGGAACGGCAUCAUACGCUGCUUCAUCAACCAACACAACAACCUACAGUCGCUUUGUCAGCCCAAUCAGAUGAUGAUAUGGUGUUUCUCGAGACGGCUAUUGUGUUUAUCGUAGACGAUUAUGGAGAGAAGCAUGAGGCACGGGCGCUUCUGGAUUCGGGCUCCAUGUCCAACUUCAUUUCGGAUACGUUAGCUCGGAAGCUCAUGACACCUCGAACGAGAGUUAAUGUAUCAGUGUCUGGCAUCGGAACUUCAAGGCAGCAGAUAAAGGGUUCGACCACGGCGAUCGUUCGUUCAAGGAACCUUCAAUUCACCACCUCAUUGGAGUUUCUGAUCCUGGAUACACCCUCGGCGGACAUUCCCACCUCACCAAUCAACGUGUCUUCGUGGAACAUCCCGGAUGUAACGCUAGCAGACCCCACGUAUCAUAUCCCAGGCAAGGUCGAUGUGGUCAUCGGUGGCGAUACGUUCUGGGAGCUGCAUACCGGACGUAAGCAAUCUCUCGGUUCGGGUCUGCCAUGGUUGGUAGAAACGCAGUUUGGAUGGGCGGUAGCAGGAAAUACAACGUAUUCGUCUCAACAACAUCGGGUGUGUAAUAUGGCAACGAGCGACAGUCCGUUGGAAGCCAUAUUGACGCGGUUCUGGGAGAGCGAGACCAUCUUCGACGAACCCGCUCUAUCUCUGGAGGAAGACAUGUGUGAACGUCAUUUCAUCUCUACUACAACCAGAGACCCAUCUGGCAGGUAUGUCGUACGUUUACCACAAAAUCCUAAUUCGAAUAUCGUUUUAGGAGAAUCGAAAGCAAUCGCUGAUCGUCGUCUCCUAGCGGUGGAACGGCGGCUCAAGUCUAACCCUGCAAUGAAGGAGGAGUAUAGUAAUUUCAUGUCGGAGUAUGAGCGCUUAGGGCACAUGAAACAACUCACCGAGCCGGUGGACGAUUCGUGUGAACACUACUAUCUUCCUCAUCACGCGGUGCUUAAGGAAUCGAGCACAACCACCAAGGUCAGGGUAGUCUUUGACGCGUCGUGCAAGACAUCUUCUGGCUACUCCUUGAACGACAAACUCCUGGUUGGGCCGGUGAUCCAAGACGAUCUGUUCACCAUCAUCGUUCGUUUCCGGUCUCACGCAGUCGCACUCUCAGCAGACGUUGAGAAAAUGUAUCGCCAAAUUCUCCACGAUUCUCGCGACACUGAAUACCUGCGCAUUCGGUAUAGAGGCAUAUAUGGCACGUCUUGCGCACCCUUCCUAGCAACAAGAACGCUAAAGCAGAUCGCUCUCGAUCACAAGAUGCAAUACCCCCGAGCAGUGGAUCCUGUAUUGCACGAUUUUUAUGUGGAUGACCUGCUAACGGAAGCAGACGAGUUGGCAGACGCAAUUGAAAUGCAAAGGUAG
Anopheles merus is the source of this 2595-nucleotide messenger RNA. RefSeq lists its product as uncharacterized. The transcript has a single exon. Lineage: Eukaryota; Metazoa; Arthropoda; Insecta; Diptera; Culicidae. The record is from RefSeq and is a predicted model, not a curated record. Bases 1 to 2595 code for a protein of 864 amino acids.